AUGCCUCCCUAUGACAGCGACUCCUCAGAUGAAGGGGAAGACUACUCGACCACAAACGUCACCCUCGGCUAUGUCUCCGCCGACUCAACAGGCGACGAGAUCAGCCACGUCGGUGGCCAUCCUACCUGGCUCGAUGCCUCCAUAAAUCCUCCUGCUGCGCUCGCGAAAUGCAAAGUGUGCAACAGCUACAUGUCCCUCCUGUUGCAACUUAAUGCAGACCUCCAACAGUAUUUCCCCAACGACGAGCGACGCUUGCACAUCUUAUGUUGUAGGAAGAAACCGUGCUCGAAGAAGGUGGGCAGUGUUCGCGCAUUUCGGGAAGUCAGGAAGUCGGAGCCAAGAGAGCGCAAGGAGAAGAAGCCAUUGACAGACCUACGACCGCCGGAACCUUUACAAGAUCUUGGAAGUGCACUGUUUGGAGGGCCAACGCAGCAACCAGCAGCGAAUAAUGGUGCCAAUCCCUUCUCAAUAUCAGGGUCGACCGCAACGUCGCCAGAAAACCCGUUCUCUAUGUCGUCCUCGCAUGGAUCGGCAGCAGCAAACCCGUUCGCGUCGAUAGACUCUCCCUCUACGUUGGCUGCUUUGCCUCCACAAAAUCCAGUCAACGAGUCUUCACCUCAGCCACUCACGCAGUCAUUCGCAGAGAAACUGAAGAUCGGUGCCGAAUCAACUGCACACGGAAAGGAACAGAAAAUCUUACACGAACCAUGGCCUUCGCCGUCCGAUUUCCCCCCUCCGUACCCCUCCUUCUACCUGGACGCAUACCCAGAAGAACUCGAAAAAGAACAGCCUUCCACUAUCCCAGUGAAGAACGGCGAGUCCUCCAAAACCCACUAUGAUGCUGAAGAUUCAGGCACCGCCUCGAACGGCAAAGAUGAUUAUGAUAUGACGAUGGAUAAAACAUUCCAAAGGUUCUCAGACCGCAUUGCACAAAAUCCGGACCAAGUGCUUCGGUAUGAGUUCAAGGGUGAACCGUUACUAUACUCUGGCACAGACGACGUGGCAUCACGGUUCACCGUUCCGCAUGGAAAAGCAGGUGCGCCGAGGGGUAUACCGAGAUGCGAGAGUUGUGGCAGUCAGCGGGUGUUCGAGCUGCAGCUUGUUCCAGGUUUGAUUUAUGAGUUGGAGAAAGAUGAGGACCUGAGCCUGGACGAAGGCAUGGAAUGGGGCACGAUUAUCGUGGGGACCUGCGUGAACAACUGUGGUGAGACUGGAGCCGUCAGUUUCAAGGAGGAGUGGGUUGGUGUGCAGUGGGAGGAAAGGGUGACGAGGAAGUGA
This is a messenger RNA of Cladophialophora carrionii CBS 160.54, 1278 nucleotides long. RefSeq lists its product as uncharacterized. Gene Ontology annotation, cellular component: cytoplasm. The transcript has a single exon. Gene Ontology annotation, biological process: maturation of SSU-rRNA. Bases 1 to 1278 code for a protein of 425 amino acids. The record is from RefSeq and is a predicted model, not a curated record. NCBI's taxonomy places the organism in Eukaryota, Fungi, Ascomycota, Eurotiomycetes, Chaetothyriales, Herpotrichiellaceae.